AUGAGUUGUAGCGGUCGAGUGCUAUCGGCGCUGGUGAACACCUCGAAUGGUCCAUUCGUUUACUUGAUGGAUAUUUGUGCCCUCUCACCGGAUUAUUCAUCGAAGGUUAAUAAAUAA
Molecule: messenger RNA, 117 nt
Organism: Anisakis simplex (herring worm)
Lineage: Eukaryota; Metazoa; Nematoda; Chromadorea; Rhabditida; Anisakidae
Source: the annotation of a GenBank genome assembly